AUGCAGGAUAGACCGGCGCAGGUAAACUACGAAUACGGUAGUAGUAGUGGCACUACUAAUACUACUACUACUACUAAUAAUAAUAAUAUCAAUAAUCAAUUUUCGCAAGGGCAGUCGAUGCAACCAACUCCAACAACUCUGGCAGCUCCAAAUGCCCCAGCAAUUUCAAUAGCUUUGUCAAUUCACGGCCCGCCAUCCGCACAAUCUUCGAACCCAGUGGGAAAUAACGGACAGAAAGCCACGCCACGAAUGCUAAGAAGUGUGAGUGGAACGUUGCGAUCUAAGUCGGAUUUGUUGAACACCAGUGCAAAUGACAUUGAUAAUCACAUGAAGCUUGAUAGCUCGCCAAACUAUACUGCAGCUGACGUAGAGUCUCAUAAGCGGCGGUCAAGUCUGCGUCUGGACAAUUUUGUCAGGUCAAACUCUCUAGCAUCGAAACAUAUGCAGCCAGAGGAUAAGACAAGGAAAAUCGAGGUCCCCAGAGCAGCACCCGGAACACAAGGUCAGGGUCCCAGUCAGUUGUUACCGCCAUUACCUGUUCCAUCACCAGCUUCCACUCCUCUUGGAGUUGUACAAUCUUCGAGCCAACACCAAAACCAAAACCAAAACCAAAACCAAAGUAUCAACUUUAAACAUACUCAUCGCUCUGGAACGGAAGAUCCUCUUGCAGCAAAUAAAGCGUUGCAGAUCCCAGGGUCUCAUCAACAUUCGCAAAAUCCGCAAAACCCGCAACAGCAGCAGCAGCAGCAACAACAACAACAACAACAACAACAACAACAACAACAAUCUAAUCAACAUCAGAGUCAGAUUGCUGGUCAAUCGAGCCAUCAACAUCCUGUACAACAGGGACAGCAGAUGCCAGCAUCUAGUCGAAGUCAGUCGCAACAAACAAACCACUCGCCACAUCACCAUCAACAACACCAACAACGACCUGCAUCUGCGCAACAAACACAAUCUCAGCAUAGUCAACAAUCACAAGCACAAGCACAAUCACAAGCACAAGCACAAGCACAAGCACAAUCACAAGCACAAGCACAAGCACAACAACCCCAACAACAGCCACCCCAGCAACAGCAACAACAAUUUCACAGAAAAUCUAUUGGAGAUUGGGACUUUGUGAAAACAAUUGGUGCCGGUUCCAUGGGUAAAGUCAAACUUGCUCAGCAUAAUACCACCAAGGAAAUAUGUGCAGUCAAGAUUAUCCCGCGUGCAUCAAAACUAUACCAAAGAGCGCAUGCCAAUGACCCUCCUCCACAAACCGCACAAGAAGCUGCUCAAAGACACAAGGAAUUUGAAAAAGAGUUGGCUAGAGAUAAACGUACCAUUCGAGAAGGGGCAUUGGGACGUUUGUUAUUCCAUCCAUUCAUUUGCCGCUUGUAUGAAAUGGUACCCAUGACUAAUCACUACUACAUGUUAUUUGAAUACAUUGAAGGCGGACAAAUGUUGGACUACAUUGUUGCUCAUGGCUCUUUGAAAGAGCGACAUGCCAGGAAAUUCGCUCGGGGUAUUGCAUCGGCACUCGAUUAUUGCCACAGAAAUAAUGUUGUUCAUAGAGACUUGAAGAUUGAAAACAUCAUGAUUAAUGAAAAGGGUGACGUUAAAAUCAUUGAUUUUGGUCUCUCGAAUCUUUAUGCACCAAAACAUUUACUCAAAACGUAUUGUGGCUCACUAUAUUUUGCUGCACCAGAACUAUUAAGUGCCAAGCCGUACAUUGGACCAGAAGUGGAUAUAUGGUCAUUUGGUGUUGUGUUGUAUGUAUUGGUUUGUGGUAAAGUUCCGUUUGAUGACCAGUCCGUAUCCGUGUUGCACGAGAAGAUCAAGAAGGGUAACGUUGAAUAUCCAAACUUUCUCUCAAGAGAAUGUAUAUCACUUCUUUCGAGGAUGUUGGUUGUUGACCCAGCACGCAGAGCAACAUUAUAUGAAAUCUGCUCACACCCAUGGCUUAACAAAGGAUACGAUCACAAAGUUUCAAACUAUUUACCACGAAGAGAGCCAUUGCGGUUACCAUUGGAUCCCGAUGUGAUCAAACAAAUUGCUGCAUUUGACUUGGGAUCCGUACAAUCUGUAACCGAGGAGCUAACGGCUUUGCUCACUAGUGUCGAGUAUCAAAUGAGCUGUGAAAACUGGCUUCAUGUAAUGAGACAGGGCAAAGAGUACGCUUCAGCACCAAAUGCAAAUAUAUUGCCUGAUCCUACUGGUGGGUUUCACCCAUUGAUAUCAAUAUACUAUCUCGUGGUGGAAAUGAGAAAGAAAAAGAAAGCUAAGGAAGAUGCAUUCAAAGCUCAACUUGCACAGCAGGAGCAGCAAAGGCUCCUUCAAGAGCAACAGAGACAAAUGCAACUGGAGCAAGUUUAUGCGACAUAUCCAACGCCACAGGAAGAUGACAGUAAUAUUAACAGUAUUAAGAGCAAGACACAACAACCACAACAAUCGCAGCAAGCGCAACAACCACAACAACCACAAAAACCACAGCCACAACUACAAACAGUGGCAAAGCCAUCAGCAGAGCCCGAGACCCCAAAGCCUCCCAGCUCUACCGAAGUUGCUACUCAAGUCCCCAUACUUGGUCAAUAUAAUCCAUCUAAAAAUUCAGAACCAAAUACCCCACAACCAAAACUCGUUGAUACGUUUGCGCAAAAUACUCCAUCGAAAACAUUGGACCCAAAGAAGGAUCAAAGAAGAUCUGCUUCAAUUGCUGGUACUCCUCCAGUAGUGAUUACGGUUCCUGAGCAAGCGCAUACAUCAUCACCCUUACCACCUGGAUUCAGUGCUAGCGAGACUGAUACUUCCGACAAGCAGGAUCUGAUACUUCCAGAACAGCAAUACCAACCCCACUCUAAUAGUAAUAGAAGCUCACCACCUUCCGAGACGUUGGAUCCAAAACAUAUUGGAUCUCCAGGCUCUACUACUGCUUCAACUGGAUUUAACAAUUUGUUCAGAAAGUUGUCUACUAAGAAGCCCAAAGGCAGUGCUAACAAUUCACCCAAAAUUUCUGCUACUCCAAGUUAUGAAAAAGACCAUCUUUUGCCUGAGGCACCAAAUUCAAAGAAUGACCCAUUGGUUCGUCGUGGUAUAAGUAUGAAGGUGACAGCCAAAGAAAAAGAAGCUGCAGCAUUGAGACAUUCUCCAAUAAGAUCGGAGAAACCAAGGGACCGCAAACCAGUUGGUGGUACUGGUGGACAUUCACGUACACCUUCGAACGGAAUACAGGGUAAAGGACAUGGAUUCACGCCAGUUGAGUAUAUGCCUCCUUUGCCACAGUACGAUCCAAGUACAAAUACAUUGAUUCAUGAGCCUAGUAAACAACAAAGCUUGGCGGUUCCUUCCAAACAGUUGCAUCCAACAGCAAGAGCAAAAUCUGUAGGAGGACAGUUCAGAAGAGAUGCAUACACGCGUGCUAGAAGUAACACUGCCAAUCAACCAGGUGAAGGGGUGCCGGGUGUACAAGGCGAAGAUGCUUUAGAUCAGCCUGAGGAUAGUGGAUUGGUUUUCUUUGAUGACGUCAAAUUGGAUGAUUAUCAAAUGCCUGAAAUACCACAAAUGACCGAGGAUGAAGUGAUGAGGCAAUACAAUAAUGCCAAGCCGGGAACAAUGCCAUCCAUUGAACAUUGCAAGACAUUGUUUCUUAAAGGUUUUUUCAGUGUUCAAACAACUUCGGCCAAGCCACUACCAGUGAUUAGAUACAUUAUUAUCAACGUGUUGAGCAAAUUGGGUGUCAGGUUCCAAGAAGUGAAGGGUGGAUUUGUUUGUAUUCAUACCCCAUCUGUUCAACAACCACAAGAUGAGGCUGAUGAGAUUUUGGAUGCAUAUGCUGGAUUUGACGAGACCGAUGAGGAAAAAAAUUUGUAUGGAGAUGCAUUCAAAUCCAAGUCCAAGUCGUCAACACUUCGCUCCUCCUCUUUCGACGAGGAAAAGCAAAUUGAAGGUUCACAAACUCCAACUCGUAAACCGUCCUUGCACCUUCAAACAGGGUUAUUAUCGCCAUCUGCUGGCCCAGGUGGCAAAUCACAACACCGGUCAUCCAACUCCAUUGGUGGCGGCAGUAGUAGUGGUGCUGGUGGUGGUGGUCAUAGAAGAAAAAUUUCUAUUGGCAACACUUUCCUCAACUCUUAUAGAAAGAAGAAUGGUUCGCAAGUUAAUAUGCCGCCAAACACUCCGGCUACGGCAAAAACUACGCGUGGUCUCUAUGAUGAAGAGUUUAACAUUGGUACCAGCCAUCUUGAUAAUGACGUUGAUUUCGAAGGUGAUGCCUUUGAUUAUGGCAACUCUGCCGAGUCCUUGAGUGGUUAUGGUGGUGGUAGUGAUAUGUUGGUAUCCUCGAGGAUAGAACACCGUGCACAUGGCAGCGUUGGUGGAUCAUCACAUCAUCGUACCGCAAGUACUUCUUCUGGUAAGUCAACUGGUAAGUCGCCAUUGAAGUUUGAGAUCCAUAUUGUCAAAGUGCCCUUGGUUGGAUUGUAUGGUGUUCAAUUCAAAAAGAUAAUGGGUAACACUUGGAAUUAUAAAGCAUUGGCAAAUCAAAUUUUGAGUGAGAUGAAUUUGUGA
Molecule: messenger RNA, 4545 nt
Organism: Lodderomyces elongisporus
Lineage: Eukaryota; Fungi; Ascomycota; Pichiomycetes; Serinales; Debaryomycetaceae
Gene: KIN2
Product: serine/threonine protein kinase
Exons: 1
Coding region: 1-4545 (1514 amino acids)
Biological process (GO): protein phosphorylation; microtubule cytoskeleton organization; intracellular signal transduction
Cellular component (GO): cytoplasm
Molecular function (GO): ATP binding; protein serine/threonine kinase activity; tau-protein kinase activity
Source: RefSeq, a predicted model, not a curated record